Patella vulgata (common limpet) is the source of this 1653-nucleotide messenger RNA. RefSeq names its product zinc finger protein 234. Lineage: Eukaryota; Metazoa; Mollusca; Gastropoda; Patellidae. Bases 213 to 1412 code for a protein of 399 amino acids. The transcript has 2 exons. The record is from RefSeq and is a predicted model, not a curated record.
UGGGAUAGCGAAGGAAGGCGGUUUUCUUUAUUCCAUCUCACUUCGAUUGUUAAACCCCAACCGACUAAUCGUGAUUAACAGAUGACCGACCUUGUUUUGAGGAGUUAAAUCAACUUGUAACUGUAGACCUCAGCUGUAAACAUCAACUGGCUAAUAUUGUUUACUAGACGACCGACCUGUACACAUCAACAAUCAACCGUGAUGACGGCAUAAUGGAAACUAAUGAUGUUAUAACAUUUCAUCAGUGUACAAUAUGUGAUGAGAUUUUUCAACAAUUUGAUGAUUUAGAAAGUCACUACAAAGUCCAUGUUAAAGAAGAGAAAACUGAUGAUGUAGAUGGAUAUUGUCAUGUUCAAUUUAAUGUUAAAGCAGAGAAAACUGAUGACGUAGAUGAAUAUUGUCAUGCUAAAGAAGAGAAAACUGAAGAUAUUGAAACUGUUUAUCAGUGUAAUUUGUGUGAUGAAGAAUUUAAAUUAGAAUCUGAUUUAGAAAAACACUGUGAAAUACAUGUUAGCGAUGGGGAGUCUGUUUUACAACAUGGUAAAAAUUCAGAGACAAGUUUAAGCCAGAAUACUGAAAAAGAGAAGCACAAUUCACAAGAGUUUAAGAAGUGUGAUGUUCACAUCCGAAUCCAUACCGGUGCAAAACCUUAUAAAUGUGAUGUUUGCAGUAAAUCAUUUACUACCAGUAGUUGUCUCCAAACACACAUGAGAAGUCAUACAGGUGAGAGACCUUAUAAAUGUGAUGUUUGUAGUAAAUCAUUUACUGAUAGUAGUCAUCUACAGAGACACAUGAGAAUUCAUACUGGGGACAAACCUUAUCCAUGUGAUGUUUGUAGUAAAUCAUUUAUUGACAGCAGCGGUCUAAAGCAACACAUACGAAUUCAUACUGGAGAAACUUCUUUUAAAUGUGAUGUUUGUUAUAAGUCAUACACCAGAAGCCGUGAUCUACAGAAACAUUUUAGAAUUCAUACAGGUCAAAAUCUCUGUACAUGUGGUGUUUGUGGUAAAUCAUUUACUCACAAUAGUCUUCUUCAGAGACAUACUAGAAUUCAUAGUGGAGAAAAACACUUUAUGUGUGAUGUUUGUGGUAAAUCAUUUACUAACAGUAGUCAUCUACAGAGACAUAUCAGAAUUCAUACAGGUGAUAAACCUUAUAAAUGUGAUGUUUGUAGUAAAACAUUUUCUGAUACUAGUGGUCUCCACCAACACACAAGGACUCAUACAGGCGUAAAACCAUUUACAUGUGAUUUCUGUGGUAAAUCAUUUUCUGAUCCUAGUGGUCUGCAGCAACACAGGAGAAUUCACACUGGUCAAAAACCUUAUAAAUGUGAUGUUUGUAGUAAAUCAUUUAUAAACAGUGGUCAUCUUAAGAGACAUGUCAGAAUUCAUACUGGAAAAAAACCCUUUUAAAUGUCUGCUGUAAAUCAUUUACUCAGAGUAGUAAUGUACAACACACAUGCGAAUUCAUACUGGGGAAACCCUUUUAAAUGUGAUGUUUGUAGUAAAUCAUUUCCUCAGAGUAGUAAUGUACAACACACAUGAGAAUUCAUACUGGAAAAAAAAAACCUUUUAAAUGUGAUGUUUGUAGUAAAUCAUUUUCUGAUUGUAGUGCUAUGUAGCAUCACAAACUGAUGCUGGAGGAAAAAAAAAA